AUGGCACGGCACCGGAAUCAAUCGCUUCACGAAUGCGAAAUACACUUCGAAGUCAUCCAGGAGUUUGAAUCACCGAGCCAUGGUGACAAUAAAAAUCUACUUGGAAGGAUCAAAUUGAAUCUUUGCGAAUAUGUGGACAAAAGCGAUGACGAAGAGGGUAUCGUCAGGCGAUACUUGAUGCAGGACAGCAAGAUAAACAGUACCCUCAGAAUCGGGAUAGCGAUACGCCAGGUAGAAGGUGAUCGCAACUUUACCACUCCUCCUCUCAAAUCCGCUAUGGUCUUCGGGGGUAUCGCAGGGGUCGUCUCCUCAGAGCAGGGAGAUCCAGUCGAUCUAGGACGUCUCCCUUCUUUGAGCAGCCAAAGUACGGAGGUUUCAGACUUGCAAGACAUGUAUCGACGCACUUUGGCUGCUUCCUGGAAUUCGAACUCGGACGACCUGCCAGCGGACAAGCUGAUCGAGGAGCUAUUUUCCGGUCGCGUCAGUUGGCACAACGAUGUCCAGGAUUCGAAAACUACCAAAGCGGCUGACCAGGGACUAUCUCCUCAUAGUGCAGGAGGCGCAAAACCGAACGUGUCAUCGCACCGAUUAUCUCCAGGAUUUGAGAGGCGCGGGAAGAGCUCGUCGAGCAAUCAGUUCCCCAACGAUGGCAGAUUACCUGGGUUCCCUGCGGGUGCUGGUCACUCUAGGAAGAACGCGAGCAUGGAUAAUCAGUUUUAUGACAACACCAAGCCCGGCGUAUGGAAGAGUCGUAAUACGGACUAUGAACUGUCUGAGUUUGACAUUCGAGAAGAUUUGAGGAGCUGGGAGAUCGGAACGCAAGGGAAUGAGAUCAUCGGGCAUUUCAUCCGUCUGGAUGUACUUUCCUCGCUCCUCCACAUGCUCGUCCGAUCCUCAACUAGCACAGUUGGGCUCCUGAGUUCUCAGGUCCCCCGCGAUUGCACAAGAUGCCGAUUCCCCUUUCCAUUACAUCAACGCCGCGUCUUCGUCCGAUUCCAAAGCACCGAUAGUGACACCCAGAAUACCGAGUCCGAGCCGCGCUUCAAACGCAAACCUAAACGGCGGCCCCGUUUCAAAAAGGAAGAAGCUAAGAGAGUGCCGAUUGGGGUGACAGCUCUGGGCAAACCCGGAGAAGUUGUCGUUGUGUCGAACCCUCGACGUCGCCGCCCACUGCCCCAGAAUACACAGGAGAAAAGCACCGACAGUAUCGACAAAAAUGCUUUACCUUUCAUGCUAAAUGAAUUGGAAGACAACGAGGACAUACUGGAUCCCUCCACUGUCAACGAGAGAAUUGAAAGUUUCUGCGCGCCGUAUCUUCCGCGUGCGAAACUUACCUUAACCGACUGGGAUGGUCUUCGGACCAGACUCCAGCUAUCCUUUACCACUCGACAGCUGUCGGAUUAUGUAUCACAAUUUGCACGAGAUGCACCGAUGUCGCCUGAGUCACGAAUCAAGCAUGGGAAGGUAGAUACCACGGAAUGGAAGCCUGGCACUUCGGCCUUCUUCGAGACCGGUCCAGGAUCCGCGGGAGGAGUUGCUGACAGAGUCGCGACAUCACAAUCUCUCAGUGGAAAACAGCUGAUUUCGGAGAGAAUACUCAGAGAUUGUUGGCAUCUGGGCAUCAUUGACGAGAUUGGACAACUGGAUGUUCGCCUUCCAUCGCAAUCAUUGACUUUGCUUCUCAACUCAAAACACUUUUCCUUCGAGGAAUUGGCGAGUCUCCAUGACGCAAAGAUUGAUGUUACGAAUUCCCUUGGUCUCGUGAGGAUCACUGGCAGACAGAAUUCAUGCGAAUCCAUUCGGGACAUUGUUUACGAUGCGAUUACCCGGAUACGAGAGGAAGAGCUCGCCUUGUUUUCAGAUGUCGCGCUGUCCAAAGAUUAUGACCGUGUCUUCAGCGCUGACUUUCUAUCAUGGAUAAGCAAAACCUACGGUGUUGCGUUUGAGCAGGAUUCGGGUUGUCCAAGCAAGAUUUUCUACCUCGUUGAGAACAAGCAGGACGCAGACAACGCUCGGAGGACGUUGAAUCUGGCAGUUUACGAAACUUCGGCCCUUCCGGUGCCAUUUGGGACAUAUCUGCCUUCCUCGGAACCAGUCUCCGUCUACAAUGUUGACUUGGAGGGUAAUUUGUCCUGGUUCAAUCGGCAAAGUUCAUGGUUCCGGUGGGCUUUCCCGUCCGCCCAGACAGCUGAAAUGACGACUCUCGACACACCGUUGUUUGAUAAACAUCAAACACGUCUUUCAGAUGAAUUGUUGAAACUGCUACGACAGUCUUCUAAGACGAAUGAUGGUAGCGUCGAGGUGCAUGAGAGCCUGACAGCUACUGUUGGCAGAUGUCUCUUCUUGCGGAAGCCUUCCUUCCAAGAGGCCGAGCUAACCGCGCCUCAGUUGGGAAAACUGUCUCUUCCUCGGGCAUUUGCUACCGAGAUCCCUCGAGUAACGUCUUUUCUACGCAUGUUGACUCCUCAUCUUCCGGAAGAGCCUCAACGGCCACACCGUAUCCGCCUGGUCCCUUCAGCCAUCCACGCACGAGUCUUCCCGCAGCUUGAGCUGGAGGUUACGGUGCAAGGGACGCGCGAUAGCCUUGAUUCCGGAAACGGACUUAUCAUGCGCAAUGUGAAGGCUGUCCUGUCCGAAAACAAUGUGGACUAUUUACUUCCUGAGAGCGGGUUAGACCUCAGGUUCGCUCGACAGCUCACUCGCGAUCUAUCCGAGGACCCGGCCUUGAACGAGGUCCAUGACACAUUGAGUGGGCUUUUCUCCAAAUCUCUAUCAAACGAUAUCGAAGUCCCUCUCCCGACAUUCGCCCAGAUUACGCUGCCCAACGAUGUCCUACGCCAGCCGGCUAACGCCGCAGGGCCAACUGGAUACUCUUCUGGAGAAUAUAUGUUCCUUCCCGUCAAUGACAUCCGAGGCACACGUAUUCAUCGGUAUGAUUUCAAGGGCCAGCAGCUCAACUAUGCAUUUUAUGAGAGCGGCCCGUUCAAUGCUCCCAGAAGCACGGAUCUUUUCCUGAGCAUGGACCUCACAGGUGAAGGCGACGCAGGAGAAGUGCCCGCGCAACGCGAAUUUGGUUCAUUCUAUAAUGCUGCAUGUUCAUUGGCGUUUGAAUUGGAUAAGGUAUGGCGUAUGAUGUGA
Messenger RNA from Aspergillus terreus NIH2624, 3138 nucleotides. RefSeq lists its product as uncharacterized. The coding region runs from base 1 to 3138 and encodes 1045 amino acids. NCBI's taxonomy places the organism in Eukaryota, Fungi, Ascomycota, Eurotiomycetes, Eurotiales, Aspergillaceae. The record is from RefSeq and is a predicted model, not a curated record. The transcript has 5 exons.